Messenger RNA from Rangifer tarandus platyrhynchus (Svalbard reindeer), 1776 nucleotides. The record is from the annotation of a GenBank genome assembly. Lineage: Eukaryota; Metazoa; Chordata; Mammalia; Artiodactyla; Cervidae.
AUGGCCGGAGGCCUGCUGAAUGUGUACUGGGUCCUGACUUUGCUCUGUGUGCUGCGAAUGGUGGAGACAGCGUCCGGGGCCAGGGCCCCAUCUGCAGGGGCCCACGUUAGCUCCCAGUUUCCAGCCUCAGGUGUGAGCCAGACCGGCGUGGUAGACUGUCGAGAAGUGUGUGGCCGGAACGCCUCUGACCGCUGCGCCUUCGUCCGCACCAACCCCGACUGUCGCAGUGAUGGGGGCUACUUAGACUACCUCGAGGGCAUCUUCUGCCACUUCCCAGCCCGCCUCCUCCCUCUGGCCAUCACCCUCUACGCUUUCUGGCUGCUUUAUCUGUUUCUGAUUCUGGGAGUCACCGCGGCGAAGUUCUUCUGCCCUAACUUGUCGGCCAUUUCCACCACACUGAAGCUUUCGCACAACGUGGCACCCCUUGACAUGUCCCCCCAUGGCGUCACCUUCCUGGCGUUUGGGAACGGGGCCCCGGAUAUCUUCAGCGCCUUGGUGGCCUUCUCGGACCCGCGCACAGCCGGCCUGGCCUUUGGGGCCCUGUUUGGCGCGGGCGUGCUGGUCACCACCGUGGUGGCCGGCGGGAUCGCCAUCCUGCGUCCCUUCACGGCGGCCUCCAGGCCCUUCCUCAGAGACAUCGUCUUCUACAUGGCGGCUGUGCUCCUGAUCUUCACCGCGCUCUACCGCGGCAGGGUCACGCUGGCGUGGGCCCUGGGCUACCUGGGCUUCUACAUGUUCUAUGUGGUCACCGUGGUUCUCUGCACCUGGAUCUACCAGUGGCAGCGGAGGAGAUCCUUGGUCUGCUCCAUGCCAGGCACUCCAGAGAUGCUGUCAGAUUCCGAGGAGGAACGGGUGUCUUCUAACACCAACAGCUAUGACUAUGGUGAGGAGUACCGGCCGCUGUUCCUGUACCCGGAGACCACGGCCCAGAUCCUGGUGCGGGCCCUAAACCCCCUGGAUUACAGGAAGUGGAGGACCAAGCCUGUGUACUGGAGGGUCCUCAAGGUGUUCAAGCUGCCCGUGGAGUUCCUGCUGCUCCUCACCGUCCCCGUCAUGGACCCCGACAAGGAGGACAGGAACUGGAAGCGGCCCCUCAACUGCCUGCACCUGGUCAUCAGCCCCCUGUUCCUGACCCUGACCCUGCAGUCGGGGGCCUAUGGAGUCUAUGAGAUAGGUGGCCUCUUUCCCGUCUGGGCUGUGGUGGUGAUUGCGGGCACGGCCUUGGCUGCAGUGACCUUUUUUGCCACGUCCAACAGCGAGACCCCCAGGUUUCACUGGCUCUUUGCUUUCCUGGGCUUCCUGACCAGUGCCCUGUGGAUCAACGCAGCUGCCACAGAGGUGGUGAACAUCCUCCGGUCCCUGGGCGUGGUCUUCCGGCUGAGCAACACCGUCCUGGGGCUCACGCUGCUGGCCUGGGGGAACAGCAUUGGAGAUGUCUUCUCAGAUUUCACGCUGGCCCGCCAGGGCUACCCGAGGAUGGCAUUCUCAGCCUGCUUCGGUGGCAUCAUCUUCAAUAUGCUGGUGGGAGUGGGGCUGGGCUGCCUGCUCCACAUCUCCAGGGGCCACAUGGAGGUGAAGCUGGAGCCGGACGGACUGUUGGUGUGGGUCUUGGCCGGCACCCUGGGCCUCAGCCUCGUCUGUUCCUUGGUCUUGGUCCCGCUGCAGUGCUUCCAGCUGAGCCGAGUUUACGGCUGCUGCCUGCUGCUCCUCUACCUGACCUUCCUCGUGGUGGCCUUGCUCACUGAAUUUGGAGUGAUUCACUUGAAAACUGUGUGA